This is a messenger RNA of Tinamus guttatus (white-throated tinamou), 724 nucleotides long. NCBI's taxonomy places the organism in Eukaryota, Metazoa, Chordata, Aves, Tinamiformes, Tinamidae. The record is from RefSeq and is a predicted model, not a curated record.
GGCUUGAAUCUUGCCUUACAGUUUGUAACACUUUCUUCAAAGCCUUUCCAGAAGGCAGAAUCUGAUCUGGAUUAUAUUCAACACAAACUGGAGUUUGAAAUAAUGAAAAGCCUUCCCGAUAAUCCAACAGCAGAGGAAAAUCCAAUUACUCUCUUAGAAGAACUCGCAGUGGUGAAGUCUCGUUACAAGAUGUUGUGUGUGCAGCUGGACAAAGUUUCCAUAGAGCAGACAGAAUCCAUGAACUGCAUUCGUGCUGCCCUAGAAAACACAAUGAAGAUGGUUCAGGCACUACAGCAACAUACUGAUCUUGAGCGCUUGCCUCUGUCAGAGGAAGAACAGGCUGCAGCACAACUGUUAACCUGCCAAACUGUCAACGAAGUGAAAUCUCCAGAGGAAGAGCCAGUUAGUUCAGAAUCUGCAGACCCUGAGUCAACUGAAGAAUCACAAUUCAAACCAUUGACUGAAGAAAUGCUUAAGGCUGUACCAAGGAGUAUCAGGAGUACUGUUAAACUGGCAGACUUGAACAAUUUUUACAGGGAGUUAUUUAACCACUUCGUUGUAAAUAAGAAUAGAGCAGCGCUCAGCAUUUCGCAGAUGAGCAAGAUGAAUUUGAAAGCCACUAACUCAAGAGUCCGCAUCUUGAAAGAACUCCGUAUUGUGGAACUCGACAAACAAGGAAAUGUUAAGUUACUGUGUAAAUGAAAGCUCAGUCCAUUCUUACUUG